AUGUUCAAGAGCGGUCUUGCCCGGACCUUCGGGAGGGCUGCUUUUGCCCGACCUACCUCCGUCGCCCGUCGCGCUUUCCAGCCUAAGACCAAUGGCCUCCCUUCCCUGGCCCGUAUGGCCAGCACUGAGGCCUCUUCCGUUGGAAAGAUUCACCAGGUCAUUGGUGCCGUCGUCGACGUGAAGUUCGACGGUGACAAGCUCCCUGCCAUUCUCAACGCCAUUGAGACCGAGAACGGUGGCCAGAAGCUCGUCCUUGAGGUUUCCCAACACUUGGGUGAGAAUGUCGUUCGUACCAUUGCCAUGGACGGUACUGAGGGUCUGACCCGUGGUGCUGCCGCCCGUGACACCGGUGCUCCCAUCACCAUCCCCGUCGGUCCCGGCACCCUUGGCCGUAUCCUUAACGUCACUGGUGACCCCAUUGACGAGCGUGGUCCCGUCAAGGCCGACAAGUUCCGUCCCAUUCACACUGAGGCUCCCGAGUUCGUCGAGCAGUCCACUGAGGCCGAGAUUCUCGUCACUGGUAUCAAGGUCGUCGAUCUGCUUGCCCCCUACGCCCGUGGUGGUAAGAUUGGUCUCUUCGGUGGUGCCGGUGUCGGUAAGACCGUCUUCAUUCAGGAGCUGAUUAACAACAUCGCCAAGGCUCACGGUGGUUACUCCGUCUUCUGUGGUGUCGGUGAGCGUACUCGUGAGGGUAACGAUCUGUACCACGAAAUGCAGGAGACUGGUGUCAUCCAGCUCGAGGGUGACUCCAAGGUCGCUCUGGUCUUCGGUCAGAUGAACGAGCCCCCGGGUGCCCGUGCCCGUGUCGCCCUUACCGGUCUGACCAUUGCCGAGUACUUCCGUGACGAGGAGGGUCAGGACGUGCUGCUCUUCAUUGACAACAUUUUCCGUUUCACCCAGGCCGGUUCUGAGGUGUCUGCCCUUCUGGGUCGUAUCCCCUCUGCCGUCGGUUACCAGCCCACUCUGGCCGUCGACAUGGGUGGUAUGCAGGAGCGUAUUACCACCACCACCAAGGGUUCCAUUACCUCCGUCCAGGCCGUCUACGUCCCUGCUGACGAUUUGACUGACCCUGCCCCCGCCACCACCUUCGCUCACUUGGACGCCACCACUGUCUUGUCCCGUGGUAUCUCCGAGUUGGGUAUCUACCCUGCCGUCGACCCUCUCGACUCCAAGUCCCGUAUGCUCGACACCCGUAUCGUCGGUGAGGAGCACUACAACACCGCCACCCGUGUCCAGCAGAUGCUCCAGGAGUACAAGUCCCUCCAGGAUAUCAUUGCCAUUCUGGGUAUGGACGAACUGUCUGAGGCUGACAAGCUCACCGUCGAGCGUGCCCGUAAGCUCCAGCGUUUCCUGUCCCAGCCCUUCACCGUCGCCCAGGUCUUCACUGGUAUCGAGGGUAAGCUGGUCGACCUCAAGGACACCAUCCGCAGUUUCAAGGCCAUCAUCAACGGUGAGGGUGACGACCUUCCUGAGGCUGCUUUCUACAUGGUUGGUGACUUCGAGUCUGCCCGCGCCAAGGGUGAGAAGAUCUUGGCCGAGCUCGAGAACAAGGCCUAA
Aspergillus vadensis CBS 113365 is the source of this 1557-nucleotide messenger RNA. Its product is annotated as F1F0 ATP synthase subunit beta. Gene Ontology annotation, molecular function: ATP binding; ATP hydrolysis activity; proton-transporting ATP synthase activity, rotational mechanism. The record is from RefSeq and is a predicted model, not a curated record. Bases 1 to 1557 code for a protein of 518 amino acids. NCBI's taxonomy places the organism in Eukaryota, Fungi, Ascomycota, Eurotiomycetes, Eurotiales, Aspergillaceae. The transcript has 7 exons. Gene Ontology annotation, biological process: proton transmembrane transport; proton motive force-driven mitochondrial ATP synthesis.